Hydractinia symbiolongicarpus is the source of this 3365-nucleotide messenger RNA. RefSeq names its product CCAAT/enhancer-binding protein zeta-like. The coding region runs from base 358 to 3327 and encodes 989 amino acids. The record is from RefSeq and is a predicted model, not a curated record. Gene Ontology annotation, cellular component: nucleus. The transcript has 31 exons. NCBI's taxonomy places the organism in Eukaryota, Metazoa, Cnidaria, Hydrozoa, Anthoathecata, Hydractiniidae.
UUACCGAAUACUACAGGGUAUUACAGUGUAUUACUGAAUACUACAGGGUAUUACAGUGUAUUACUGAAUAUACUACAAAGUCAUACAGUAUAAAAUACGACAUAUUACUAAGUACUACAGUGUAUUACUGUAUGUUACAAAGAUAUUACACUAGGCAGUAGUAUGUAUUGACAACAUUACGGCUUUGAUAAAGUGCUUAACGUCGUGUGUCGGAUGCAGUUAAGCUGCCGUCGGGGCGAAGAAUACGACAAUGUCGGAUAAGACAUAUUCACAGACUAUAUGGACCCUUCCAUGAAGUGCUACCCGCAAUAACAGGGCAAUUUCGAACGGAACAUUGAACGCACGAGAGAAAACAAGAUGGUGGAUCCAGGAUCAAAAACGACGAGCAGAUUGACCAAAACAAGGGCAAAAGCAAAUACUUCGCGUUCAAAAAAGACGAAAAAGUUGGCGGCAUCUAAUAUAGAUACAAGAGUCGAAAAAACUUACGAAAAAGACUAUUUGUUUACGUUAGAGGAAGUUUUGAGUUUUGGGGGAGACAAGGACGAUUAUGAGCGUCUUCUGUCAAUUGAUGAAUCUGAAGAACUGGAAAUAACAAAUACAGCCCAUGACGAUUUAUCGGAGCUAAAAAAUGAACUUCAAUCUUAUAUAAAUAAUCUGGGGCUUGAUAUUUUGGAAGUAAAACAAGAAGCUCCAACGGCAUCACAAGGUGACCUACCCAAGAAAAAAAGUGCAGAGAAAAAGGAGGAUGUAAAGACAGAGAAAAUAAAACAGGAGGUUGCAGAAGAUAUUAAUUUUAAAGCAUUUUUGUCUUCCUUAUCAAACUUUAAGCAUGACAAAUGCUUACUAAAAAAUUGUGUCCCAUGGUAUAAUCAGGUCGCUCAUUUGCAGAAAUCUCAUUCCUCUUUCAAUCCUCAAGAAAUAAAAGACGUUCAAUCUCUUGCAAUGAAGUACUGGCAAAAUGAUGUGGAAAUGUAUCAAAUGGCAAAAGAAGCAGAUAAAUCUUCUGACACUCAUUGGUUGCGAACAGUUUUGAAGUCAGGAACUCAAAGUGACAAAGUGGCUUCUUUGACUAUGCUUACACAGGAAUCUCCAAUUCAUUGUAUGAGAAGUUUGGAAGCUCUAAUGAAUAUGGCAAAGAAAAAAUCAAGACGAGAAGCUUUAAUUGCUGUUGAUGCAUUACGUCACCUUUGGAUUUCUGACAUUUUACCGGAAAGAAAAUUAAGAGUAUUUGAACAGAAUCCAUUUCAAAGUCUAAAGCAGCUAUGCAAUGAUGGAAGAAAAGACUCACAGAUUAAAUUACUAAUGACAAUGGCAUUCGAGCAUCAGUUAAAAUCUACAUACUUACAGUACAUCGAAAUAAUACAGAAUUUAUCAAAGGAUCCUCUCGUAAACAUUAGAAAUAAAGUUUUAGGCAUUAUCUAUGAACUUUUGGUGCUGAAACCUGAACAGGAACAAAAAUUAUUGGCAAUGUUGGUAAAUAAACUUGGUGAUCCAGACAAAAAGGUAGCUUCAAAGUCAUCUUACUUGAUGUCCCAACUCAUACUAAAACAUCCAAACAUGAAAAAUACUGUCAUCCAAGAGGUGGAAAGAAUGAUGUUUCGACCAAAUGUUUCAGAAAAAUCUCAGUAUUAUGCUAUAUGUUUUCUCAAUCAAAUUGCCUUAUCCCACCAAGAAAAAAAUGUUGCAACAAAAUUAAUAUCGAUAUAUUUUUCAUUCUUCAAGGUUACAGCUACACGCUACAAAAAUAAAAAAUCAGUAGACGCGCAGCAAACAAAGUUACUAAGUGGACUAUUGACUGGUGUUAACCGUGCUUUUCCUUAUGCUCAAGGAGAAGACGGGGAAUAUGACGAGAAGUUGAACACGCUGUUUAGAUUGACACAUAUCGAUCAUCUUGGGACUAGUAUACAAGCUUUCAUGUUGAUCUACCAAGUAAUGGAGUCGAGGCAAUCCGUGUCUGAUCGAUACUAUCAGGCAUUGUAUGAGAAACUGCUUGAUCCAGAGAUAAAAAAUUCAUCAAGACAUACAAUGCUUUUAAAUUUACUAUUUAAAUCAAUGAAAAAUGACCCCGCUUUGAAGAGAGUAAAGUCAUUCAUAAAACGGUUAUUGCAACUAUGUUCACAAGAACAACCUUCGUUCUCUUGUGGAGUUCUCUUUCUGCUAUCCGAGAUCAUCAAGGUUAAACCUGGUAUCAAAACUAUGAUGCAACAAAUUGAGGAUGAAGAUGGAGAAGAACAUUUUAAGGACGUUGUUGCCAGUGACUGUGAAGUUGGAAUUGAAAACGACAGUCAAGAAAAUGAUGACGUGAUACGUGAAGAUACCACAGGUGAAGAAACAAAACCAACAAGACCUUCUUGGACGUUUAUAAAUAAAGAUACGAAAAAUGAAACAUAUGACAUAAAUCAUAGAAACCCACUCUAUGCUGGUGCAGAAUUUUCAAGUGUCUGGGAGGCUAUACCAUUGUUAAAACAUUUCCAUCCAUCAGUUCAGCAUUUCAGCUCCUCGGUAUUGCAGGGAGAAAUCAUUGAAUAUAAAGGAGAUCCACUGCAAGAUUUUACAAUGAUUAGAUUUUUAGACAGAUUUAUGUAUCGAAAUCCAAAGAAGAAAGAAGUAGAACAUGGAACUUCUCUUAUGCAGCCAAAAGAAUUAUCCUCGCGAUUGAAAGAAGAACCAGUAAAUUCAAAAGUAUUUCUACAAAAAUCUAAAGAUAAAAUAAGACAAGACGAGUUGUUUUUCUACCUCUACUUUAAACAAACAGAAAAAUCGGAUAAAAAAUUAAAAACAGAGAAGAGUGAUGGGGACGAAGAAGUAUUAUCUGAAGAAAAUAUAUUUGAUGUUGACUUUGCAAGUGAGAUGAAAAAGAACAAGAAUAAGACAUCGAAGAAUGAAGAUACUGGAGAAAGUGAAAGUAGUGAAGAUGAAUUUGGGCGAGAUGAACUUUUCGAUUAUGAUAAUAUGGGAGAAGAGAGUGAUGAAGACUUCGAUGGAACGCCAGCUCAUAAAGACAAGAAAUUUGCAGAUAAAGAUUAUGAAGAUGCCUUGUUUGAGAAUUUAAACUCAGAUGGCGAAUCGAUCGAUGGUGAUGAUUCUGAAGGAGCUAAGAUAGAGUGCAAUAUGGAUUCCAUGUUUGCUACUGCAGAUGAGUUUGCACACUUACUUGAAGAUGACGAAAGAGAGAAAAACAGUUCAGGCGUACAUCCGAAACAACAAGAAUGGGAGCAAAGACACGACAAGAAAAAUUGGAGACGUGGCAAACGGAAGAAGUUUAGUGGAAAGCUUCAAGUUAAAGGCCAACAAUAUAACGAGAGAAGGAAAGUGAAAAAGACUUAAUAUUAUGUUUUUUAAUGAGGAAUAUAUUAUGCACUGAA